CAUCGUUCGAAAAUCCGUUUCUUUCUUAAAUCAUCCCACACCUUCAAUUGCAAGUUGUACUCUCCGCGAAGUCGAAACACCACCACCCCACCAAACUUCACCUUGACGUCACAUCCUCUUAAUUCCACCAACCCAUCCUCAUCCCGCAAACACUCAAUGCCCUUCGACCCCAACCUGCGCAACACCCUCCUCUUCCUCGCAAUCUUCAUCCUCGCCUUCUUCCCCAACCUCUUCCAACUCCUCCUCUACCCCAUCCUCCUCCCCUUCAGCUAUCUCGGCGCCGACUUCCUCCCCUCCACCAGACCCGCGCUCCUCCCAACCUGCAACUGCUGCCCUCCAGCAGCCUGUAACGUUGCAGCACUCAAACCCCCCACCGCAGCAACAGUAGCAAAAGCAGAAGCCGCAGGCACAAUGUCGUGGUUCCAAAAACAAUUCACCCUCCCCUCCAAAGCGCGGGGCUCCUACCUCAUCACCUCGAUCGUGGAGAAGGAGGUCCCCGAAAUCGCGGCGUACAAAGUCGGGAUUCUGCAUUUGUUCAUGCAGCAUACUUCUGCUGGGUUAUCGCUGAAUGAGAAUUGGGAUUCCGAGGUUAGAGAAGACAUGUCUGAUGCGCUUGAUCGCCUUGCGCCGGAGGAUAAGAAGGGGAAUCUAUACCGGCACAACGCUGAGGGGCCGGACGACAUGCCGGCGCAUAUUAAGAGUGCGCUGGUGGGCGCGAGCGUUACUGUACCGAUUAAAGAUGGGCGAUUGGCGACGGGGACGUGGCAGGGGAUAUGGUACUUGGAGUUUCGGGCACAGAAGCAUACCAGGAAAUUGGUGGCGACGAUUCAGGGAGAAAAGAUGUGACUAGAUGAUGGUGGGAGAGGGAUGGUGAAAGAGAAAUUGUGAUAUGGCCGUACGACUCUAGGGCCAAUUGGGGUGAUUGAAGCGACAUGAUGCGAUGGGCAUGAUGCGAUGGGCAUGAUGCGAUGGGCAUGAUGCGAUGGGCA
Messenger RNA from Neohortaea acidophila, 989 nucleotides. RefSeq lists its product as uncharacterized. The transcript has 2 exons. The record is from RefSeq and is a predicted model, not a curated record. Lineage: Eukaryota; Fungi; Ascomycota; Dothideomycetes; Mycosphaerellales; Teratosphaeriaceae. The coding region runs from base 157 to 846 and encodes 229 amino acids.